AUGUCAAUUCCCCAAAUUCUCGGAGAAGGCCUAUUCGCAAAACUUCCUGUCCUGGUCAAUGAAGAUACCUGUGCCGGAAAAACUUACAUCAUCACCGGCGGAAACCACGGCCUUGGUCUUGAGACAGCCCGACAUCUCGUACGCAGCUUCGCUGCUCGUGUCAUCCUCACUGUGCGGAACAUGAAAGCAGGUGAGAAUGCAAAAGCCGACAUCGAGCGUGCGACCGGACGAACAGGCGUCAUCGAGCUAUGGGACCUUGACCUCGCUUCAUACGACUCGAUCAAAGCUUUUGCGAGCAAGCUAUGUUCUGAUACUGGACGGAUAGAUGCAUUCAUCGCCAACGCGGGUGUGCAGAUGGAUAGGUGGGAAAGCGCACAAGGCAUGGAACUAUCUAUGCAAGUCAAUGUGAUUAGCACCAUGCUACUCGCUGUCUUGAUACUUCCGAAGCUUAUGGAGAGUGCGAAUAGCUACAGAAAUGAACCCAAGCUAGUGUUCGUAGGCAGCGCACUUGGGUUCGUGGCCAAAGAGGAUUUGGCGAAAUGUGGACAGGCCAAUGUCUUCGCAGCACUAAACGAACCCACUCGUGCGAAUAUGGACCAAAGGUACGCUCUUACCAAGCUUGUCGAGCACUACGCUAUCCGCGAACUCGCAAAUCUAUGUCCCGUGGAACGCACCUGCGUCACUAUCAACGUAACUGCACCGGGGUUAUGUUCAACAGGCCUUGGUCAUGAUACAUCUACGAAGACGCGAGCGAUGGUCAGCGUUCUGCGGGCCGCGUUUGCUCGAACAGCGGAGCAGGGAAGUCGCACGAUACUGCAUGGCGUCGUCGCAGAGAGGGACAGCCAUGGGAAGAUGUUAUCUGGGUGCAAGAUCAAAGAAUAUUGGGUUCCGAAGUGGAUGUCCGAUACAGGGGGUAAACAGAUGCAAAAGCAAAUAUGGAGCGAGCUGGCGAAAAUCAUGGAGAUCCAACAACCUGGGUGUGUUUCAAAAAUCUCCUGA
Messenger RNA from Paraphaeosphaeria sporulosa, 999 nucleotides. RefSeq names its product NAD(P)-binding protein. The record is from RefSeq and is a predicted model, not a curated record. Bases 1 to 999 code for a protein of 332 amino acids. The transcript has 3 exons. NCBI's taxonomy places the organism in Eukaryota, Fungi, Ascomycota, Dothideomycetes, Pleosporales, Didymosphaeriaceae.